Triplophysa rosa is the source of this 1593-nucleotide messenger RNA. Its product is annotated as glycerophosphocholine cholinephosphodiesterase ENPP6-like. Lineage: Eukaryota; Metazoa; Chordata; Actinopteri; Cypriniformes; Nemacheilidae. The coding region runs from base 30 to 1349 and encodes 439 amino acids. The record is from RefSeq and is a predicted model, not a curated record. The transcript is spliced from 8 exons.
GUUCAUCUGUCCGUCAGUCACAGAACAUCAUGUCUCGAUCAGUCCUGAACUUCAUCUUCAUCCUCCUCCUCCUCUGCAGAUCCUGCGACUCCAGCCGCAAACUUCUGCUCUUUCUCAUCGAUGGUUUCAGGUACGAUUAUACAGACGAUCUACAAAACCUGGGAGGAUUCAGAGAGAUCGUGGAAAACGGUGUGAAAGUGGAUUACAUGACUCCAGAUUUCCCCAGUCUGUCCUAUCCAAACUAUUAUUCUCUAAUGACAGGGCGUUUCUGUGACGUGCAUCAGAUGACGGGGAAUUACAUGUGGGAUAAAGACUCCAUGAAGGAAUUCUUGAUCGGGAUGAAUGUGGACAGCCGUUUGCCUCUGUGGUGGGACGGUUCAGAGCCGCUGUGGGUGACCGGGCAGAAACUGGGAAAGAGAGUCUACAUGUACUUCUGGCCCGGCUGUGAAGUAACGAUUCUUGGUGUGAGACCUUCAUUCUGUGAGGAAUAUGUGUAUAACCCAUCAGAGAAGAACCUGACAGACGCGAUGGAGAACGCUCUCAACAUGUUGAAGAGUAAUAAAGCAGAUUUGGCUGCGAUAUAUUAUGAGAAGAUUGAUGUAGAAGGUCAUCAUCACGGUCCUCGUUCUCCACAGAUCAAGAGUGCCGUGCACUCACUGGACCAGGCUCUUCAAUACCUCAACCGUAUAAUCAAGGAGAAGAGCAUGAGAGAUGAGAUAAAUGUGGUGAUGUUUUCUGAUCACGGUAUGACCGAGCUCAAGUGGAUGGAGAAUGUCAUCGAGCUGGACAAAUACACCUCCAUGUCAAACAUCAUUAAAAUGAUGGACAGAGGGCCGGUGGUCAGCCUGUGGCCCAAACAAGACAAGUUUGAGGAGGUAUAUCAAAAUCUGAGCAAAGUGAACAACAUGAAUGUUUAUAAGAAGCAAGAGAUUCCAGACCGAUAUCACUACAGGAACGGGAGAUUCGUCUCGACACUGACGCUCGUGGCAGAGCCCGGAUGGUUCAUCACUGAGAAUAAAGGCAAACUGCCCUUCUGGAAAAACAGCACAGGGGGGGCAGAAGGUUGGCAACACGGCUGGCACGGUUAUGAUAAUGAGUUUAUAGACAUGAGAGGAUUCUUUCUGGCACAGGGACCAGACUUCAAGACAAAUUUCCGGGCUGGUCCCAUUCGAUCAGUAGAUGUGUAUAAUAUUUUAUGCAGGACGCUGGGGAUUGAACCUCUGCCCAACAACGGCUCGUGGUCCAGGGUGGAGAGUAUGUUAAGAAGCUCAACAGACGUCACACGACCCGCUCUGAUCUACAGCUUGCUUCUGUCAUUACUGCUGCUCAUGCAGUCUGAAAUCUUCUAGAUGAAUCCACAGCGGCUUCUGAAGGACUCAUUCACUUUGAUAGCAUUGUAAAGAUCAUCAGACUGAAGAGAGCAAAUCUAAAACAUGUUAUAUUUUAUGGUGUUAAUGCAAGCAAUGGUAUCAAAUCGUAUUAUAUUGUAUUGUAUUGUCAUUGUGUUGAAUGUCUGUACUAGAAGCUUCCAACACCAAAGAAAAUUCCUUGUGUGUGCAAGCACACUUGGCAAUAAAGCUCUUCUGAUUCUGA